Messenger RNA from Neohortaea acidophila, 856 nucleotides. RefSeq lists its product as uncharacterized. The record is from RefSeq and is a predicted model, not a curated record. Lineage: Eukaryota; Fungi; Ascomycota; Dothideomycetes; Mycosphaerellales; Teratosphaeriaceae. The transcript has a single exon. The coding region runs from base 108 to 587 and encodes 159 amino acids.
CCGUGCGGCCGACUGUCCUGCGCGCCGGCACAUUGCGCGAACGGCGGUGUGAUGACCGGGAUGUGCAAGGACGAGAUGCAGAACAAGUCGGAAGAUGCAAUCAAGCGAUGGAGAUGAGCGGCCGCCGGCGCAUGCAAUGCCGGCACCGCAUUCUCCGCCCUCCCCUCGAACCUUAUUUCGUGCUGCUCCGAGCCAAUGGAUAUCACAAUCUUUUCAACAGGACUCGAGCUACCAAUGGACUAUGCCAACAUAACCUGACGCAUCAUCUGAGCUUCCACGCAGCAUCCACGACCUGUUCAAAAGUCCUUGAGCAACGCACUGUACUCGCCAGUGUACUCCCCAGUGUAUUUGCUCCGCUCCAUCCACUCGCGCGCCGACCGCACUCGAUCCGGCAAGAUGUGAUCGAGAAGGGCAUAGUCCCUCCUGGUCAGCCCGGUGUUGCCCUUGCUCGCCUUCCACAAAUUGUAGAAAUUCUCGCCGUACGACAGUGUCAGCGUCGACUGGUCCGUCGUCGAGCGAUACCCAAGCUUCGUGUUCGCGCCGUCCGGGGGCGUGCCAAAGGCCAUCUCGCAUCACGUUUCCGCUGAAAAGAGAAGAUAUUUGAGCGAAGUCGAGCAUGGGAUUGGAGGUCUUUCAUGAGCGCUUCGGACAUCUUGAGGCUCCGUACGGGCAGGGAUACAAUGUCUGAGAAAGAUCAAUGAUGUUGCUGCUGCCAUUCCAUCAAUUGGCGACGCUAGAAGACUGCCCUGAAGCGGAAGGCGCCACCCACGCGAGGCUGUCGACAUCAAUACGUGAUCAGCCCCGGUCCCUCGGCAGCUUUCAUAAAUCUGACUAAUGCCUCCCACGUCGAACGUCA